Cuscuta campestris is the source of this 636-nucleotide messenger RNA. NCBI's taxonomy places the organism in Eukaryota, Viridiplantae, Streptophyta, Magnoliopsida, Solanales, Convolvulaceae. The record is from the annotation of a GenBank genome assembly.
GUAUGACUUGUGAGCACGAAAGGCUUCCCUUUUAUCUCCUCACCACCAACGACCGCCGCCGGCACCCACCAAGCUGGCGUCGGACAUCUGCAAACGCUUGUUUACAGCUCGAUCCAGGAGGCCGAACUGGUUGGCCUUGCCUCAACACGGUCCGGUCCGGGUGCAAUCCGGCCCAUCUCCGAUCGACAUGAACCCCUUCCGGCUAUGCUCCGGCCUCCGAUUCCUCGGCUAUUUCAUGGUCGUCGUCGUUAUAGCCGUCGUAGCCGUCUCCUACUACGCCGUCGUCGUCGUCACCUGGGGCCCUCGCCUCCUCGCCGGCGGCUUUCGAUCCCUCGCAUCCUUCCCAAUUCUCAUCGUUUUCCAUAUCCUCGUAAGUAUCUUCACCUGCUACAGGUUUUCGAUUAUUGGUUUGGGGGUUUCAUUAGCUUGAAUCUGUGUAUGUAAUAUCGAUCCAAUAACUUGAUUUUAUAAAAUUCCCAUAUAGAUUUCAAGUAAUAGAAACUAAGAAACUAUUAAUAGAAACUAAGGGGGUGUAUUCAAUUUGGAUUUUAAAAGAUUUUUUAAAAUACAUGAAUUGUGUAAAAUCUAUGGAUUGUUUUUAUUCUACACAGAAUUGAAUAGAUUGUGACGUAUUUU